Carassius gibelio (silver crucian carp) is the source of this 2558-nucleotide messenger RNA. RefSeq names its product immunoglobulin-like domain containing receptor 1b (gene ildr1b). Lineage: Eukaryota; Metazoa; Chordata; Actinopteri; Cypriniformes; Cyprinidae. The coding region runs from base 220 to 1908 and encodes 562 amino acids. The record is from RefSeq and is a predicted model, not a curated record. The transcript has 8 exons. Gene Ontology annotation, molecular function: high-density lipoprotein particle receptor activity. Gene Ontology annotation, cellular component: plasma membrane.
GACGUCAUCGUGGAAUGGGGAGACUUCCAAGAGCAAAGGAGUGUUUACACUGACUCGAGAGAAUUUAGGUAAAAUAUAUGGAUAUAUUUUUUACGAUGACAUGAUGGCCAGCAUACAUCGUCUGUUUUUGUUUGUGUCGCAAAUAUAGGAUUUAUCUGUGUCUCGGAAAAUACAAAAAAGAAAAAGAAAAAAAAAAAAACUUCCGUGUAACCGAGAAACAUGAAAGAAACUCUGAAGCUCGAGGUGUUUGCGCUCGUGCUCUGCGUAUUUCCAUCAGAGCUGUUGUCUAUCCAGGUUACGGUUCCUCAAACAGAGAGACGCACGAUGUUGUUUGCUUCUGUCACUCUAGGAUGUGACUAUUCCACUUCUGCAAACCCACAAAAUGUUCUGGUCACAUGGCGAUACAAGUCCUUCUGUUUGGAUCCAGUGCUGGAAUAUUACUCAGCUGCAUAUCAAGCAGCUCUAGGUCUGAAGCAAGACCCAGCCAAUGACUGUCCAGACAGUAAGCGCACUGUCCGCAUAGUGAUUCAGAAAAGAGGCCUCGAUGAAGCUAUUUUGGGAUCAGAAUAUCAAAAUCGCAAAAUAUACAUACAAAACAAUGCUGACCUGGUUAUCAAUGAGGUGAUGUGGUGGGACAAUGGUAUGUAUUUCUGCUCCAUCGAUGCAGCAGGUGAUGUUGUGGGAGACUCCGAUAAAGAAAUCAGACUCAUUGUGUAUCACUGGCUGACUGUGCUGCUCAUCGUCCUCGGUGGAUUGCUCCUCCUCAUACUGAUUUGUAUCUGCUGCUGCCAGUGCUGUCCUCAGAACUGCUGCUGCUAUGUCCGUUGUCCCUGCUGUCCGCGCACUUGCUGCUGCCCAGAAGAAGCGGUGAUGCAGCACAAGAUGAUGCGUGAUGCUCAAAAAGCAAUGGUACCGUGGCUCCAUGGCCAGCCCAUCUAUGGCCCAGUUGCCUCAAAGGCAUCUUCUCAAGCGAACCCUUUACUGUAUUCAGGGUCUUUUUCAGAAACUCCAUCCAAGCACAACCUUCCCAUGGCCCCGAUGGUCAUUCAUCCUUCUCAACCUGUCCUCCCAUUCGUACCUCCCCAUGGAUACCAUUCAAACGGCAGCAUAAAUGGAAGUGGACGUGUUAAUAACCAGGUGUUAGAUUUUCUGGAGAACCAAGUAAGAGGGAUGGAUAUGGCUGCCCCAAUGCUUCAGCCUCAACAUUACUACACAGAAGUCCCGUUACAAAGCUUUCCUCAUCAAUAUGUGGCCUCACAACCCCAAUAUGCAACUCCACCAGCUCAACCCAUACCCCAAGCUAUGCCUUUAUCAGCCAGGCCGCCCAGUAUGUUCUCAGCCCUGGAUGAGAUGGGUGUCCAAGGUGUGGAGCGCAGGGUCAUCCAGCUGCCUCCCAUCAUGGGCCGAGCGAAACAGAGCUUUCGGCGGACCAAUGAUGGUGGAAGACAACGGCUAUCAAAUCAUUCCAGUGGUAGCUCAAACCGCAACGGUCAUCAUCGUGAUGAUUCCUGGAGGGAGCCGUCAUCUUCACGGAGAGGGACACAGAUACAGCGCAGCUACAGCGACGAAUCAGACUUGGACGACAGGCAUGGAGCGAGAGGUUCAUCAGGACGUAGGGGAGUUUCGGGUUCGGAUAGGUCUCAUCCACGUGUUCGCAGUAAAGCGGAGCUUCUGGAGGAGCUGGAGCACGCGACAAACCGCAGAGACAGGAGCUAUUCGCCUUCUCCACAUAGAGGCUCCUGGAGUUCAGACGAGGAGGACAGUUUUAGAAAACGGAAGCAAUCUCAAGGGAGAUUGUCUGAGAAACCACCAGCUUAUUCUACCAUUGAUAAUUUACCUGGCCACAGCAGGAGGAGUGACCACCUCUCAGAUAAAAGCUCUCACAGUGGUAUGACCGCUGUGAUCUGAGUCCCUUGCUUGUCCUUCAUUUCUAACUUGAUCUUUCAUUACUCACCAGUCACCACCUACAAGUGAAUGUCUUCUGGACUACUGUCAUUGGGACCAAUUGUGUACUUCAGCACAAUAAUUAAGCAGUAACCGCAAAUGGCCUGCAAAAGACCCCUGUAAUAUAGUAAAUACACUACAUCUUUUUCUACUUUUUAUUUUGUGUUUUAUUUCUACUUUUAGAUGUCAUUUUAUCAAUUGAAAAAAUGUGUACCUUUUCACUGUACUUUUUUUUUAUUAUUAACCACAGCAAGGUUUUUGGUAUUUAAAAUGUACAGUUUGUAGAUGACGUUAACAUUGAAGGGACUUCAGCUGAAGGUUUUACAUAAAGAACCUCUUUGGUUCAUCUAGGUUCUCUGUUUACUUUUAGUUUACCUAUGUUUGGAUAAGUUUUAAUGUUGAUUUGGUGGGUUUAUUUGUCUUUUCACAAUCCUUGGGAUGAUUUAGAUUUUUUUAUUUGAGUAUGUAUUACGAGUACAUAUGUAUUGUCAUUCUAACUCAUAACCAAAAGCUAUAUGAAUGGUACCAAAUCAAACAAAAACUAAAUCUUCUUAUUUCUCAUGUACUGAGAAUUUAUGUAAACACUGCCUGCAAUAAAGUAACCUUUUACAGUC